Ophidiomyces ophidiicola is the source of this 1332-nucleotide messenger RNA. RefSeq lists its product as uncharacterized. The transcript has 2 exons. NCBI's taxonomy places the organism in Eukaryota, Fungi, Ascomycota, Eurotiomycetes, Onygenales, Onygenaceae. The record is from RefSeq and is a predicted model, not a curated record. Gene Ontology annotation, cellular component: cytoplasm. Bases 1 to 1332 code for a protein of 443 amino acids.
AUGCAAGAUAUAUGUGAUAACCAACAGGAUCAUGGUGCCUUGGGUCUAGAUAGACAAUCCCCAAUGCCUACCCAGGGAAUGCCAAUCCUCACCAAGAUGAAGGUCAUGCACUGCUCUUAUCACUACUGGCAUUCUAUAUACCGAGCCAUCUCUCCAAAAGCUCGCCUGAUAGCCCUUUCAUCCUCCUUUGUGCAGUACCUUCAGGCUGAUGGAAUUGUCCUUCCUCCUGAUGACACUCAGGUAGCUACGGAUGAUGAUAGCUGGGUGGCAUCGGGGGAAUACGAUGACGACGAAGAAGGUCUUCCUGAUCCUUCAGAACAGUGGCCCGAAAUCCAUGCUCGUGUUAAGGCUACGAUAACAGAGUUAGGGGGUAGUGUAUCCCCAAAACUGAACUGGAGUGCCCCAAGAGAUGCAACACAUAUGAUUCCGUCUAAUCGCUUGGAGUGUAAAACUGCAAAUGAUGUCUACUUAGUGUUGAAAAGCAGCAGUCUUAUUGCCAACGACCUAGAUCGUGCGUUUGAGGGGUGUACGCCAGGUUCUCCGGUCCCCCCUGAAGCUUUCAGCCCAUGCCGCAGCAAUGGUGACAAUAGCACUGUUUCCGUCACCGCCCAGAUUCCCUACCACCUGGUACUUCGGAAAUACGUUAAUUUCAACCCAGCACUCGAGUUCCGAUGCUUCGUGCGCUCUCGUCGUCUUAUUUGCAUCUGUCAAAGAACCUUUAAAUUUUACAAAUGGCUGCAUGAUAUGAAGGAGGAUGUGCUUCAAUCUAUUCAACAAUUUUUUGACAAACAUCUUCGUGAUACUUUUCCAGAUCCCGAUUUCACUUUUGACGUAUAUGUACCGAAUGGAAAGGUGUGGUUAUUGGAUUUCAGCCCUUUCUCUGAACGUACUGAACCGCUGCAUUUUACAUGGGAAGAAGUACUCGGCAUGGAAAUGCCUGAUGAGGGAGACUCGCGUACCAUCCCAGAGGAACAGACUUUGAGAAUGCGCGCCCGACGUCGAGGGCCACAGGAGAAUGGAGGAAAUGUGGAUUCGCAUUCUCGUAAUGAAUCUACACCAGUUGAACCCCCGAUCUCAUCUUUUCGACCCACCUUUGUGCUUGCAGGUAAUCCUGAUACGGAGCAUGUUGGCCUGGACCUGGGGACGACGACGUCCGCGAGUUACUCUUUCAUAAAUGAAGACAGAGUGCCACGUGACGUCAUAGAUGCGGCACAAACACCAGGCGGGACUGCAGAGCUUUUAGCGAGCUGGAAAAUAGCACUGGAGCGAGAUAUACAAGCAGAUCAAGAGUAUCAGAGUGAGAAUGAGAAUAUCUCUUCUCCUAAAGGCUAG